AUCUACACUGAUAAUCAGGGCAUUGAUCGACAGUGCCCUGAUUAUCAGUGCAGCCCUAUCAGUGCUGCCUUUCAGUGCCCAUCUGUGAUGCCUCUCAGUGUCCAUCAGUGAAACCUGUCAUUGCCCAUCACUGCUGCCUAUAGUGCCUCCUCAUCAGUGCAGUCUAUUAGUACCAAUCAGUGCUACCUAUCAUUGCCACUUUUCAAUGCCACCUGUCAGUGUCCACCAGUGCCAGCUGUCAGUGCUGAACAGUGCCACCUGCCAGUGCCCAUCAUCAGUGCCACCUAUCAGUGCUGCCAGUCAGUGCCGCCUAACAGUGCCAGUCAGUGCCGCCUAUCAGAGCCACCUAUCAGUG
Messenger RNA from Staurois parvus, 355 nucleotides. The record is from the annotation of a GenBank genome assembly. NCBI's taxonomy places the organism in Eukaryota, Metazoa, Chordata, Amphibia, Anura, Ranidae.